Sinocyclocheilus rhinocerous is the source of this 3009-nucleotide messenger RNA. RefSeq names its product coiled-coil domain-containing protein 92-like. NCBI's taxonomy places the organism in Eukaryota, Metazoa, Chordata, Actinopteri, Cypriniformes, Cyprinidae. The transcript is spliced from 4 exons. The coding region runs from base 488 to 1375 and encodes 295 amino acids. The record is from RefSeq and is a predicted model, not a curated record.
UUAAUGUGCGACUGCAAAGAACCACUAGAGAUGCACGUAUGAGAUAGGAUGUGCAGUGGAGAGUUCCUCAGAGCAUCGAUGUUUCCUCCAUCAGUUGCAUCAUUGCCCUGGUACUGAAGGAGCCGCUUCCUGCCGUCUGUCAUCGCGAUGAUGAGGAUGAUGCCGUUCAGUAGACGCAGGACGCACGAGCACUCUUGAGCCAGAUCACUUUAAUCGAUCGUGACAUUGUGGGAUACAACAGUUGUACGUUGGCCAAGAUAACGAAGGAUUGAAAUCUCGUCUUUCUCGCGAAACCUCUCCCGUUAUUCUGGGGCAGAUCCGUCUUUAAGUCCCCCUUUGAGAUGCGUAUUGAUCUUUUUUAAAGAUGUCGUCAUCCUAUAUGUUCAUGGGUCGGUUCUUUGAAGGGCAGAGAUGUGGAAGUGAAGGAGCACGUUCAUUCUCUUCAUUAUAACGCCUCAUCUGUUGGAUACCAAUAUAAGCCACGCUAAUGGAAAAUACGGGGUCACAGGUGGUCUCGCUGGAGCAGCAGGUGGAGAGUGUGGAGAGGAGCAUUGUGUUCCUUAGACAGGAGCAGCUGUCUCUGCUGCAUGGACUACAUCUGGAGAUCCUGUCCCUCCAGAAACGCUGUACAGAACUUACACAGGAACUCAACAUGAAGCCCCCAGGCAGGAGUGAAGCAGAGGUGACGGAGGAAGAGGAGCAGCUGGAAGCCCGUUGUGAGGAGGUGGAGGAGCAUCUGCAGGAGCAGCAGCAGAUCCAGAGUGAUCUGCGAUGGGAGCUGAGUCAGAAGUCCGUCCUAGUGGGUGCUCUCCGCGCCAGUCUGAAGGAAAAGGAGCGCCAUUUCCUGGAGGAAUUAAAACACCGCAGCCACAGGACCACUGUGCUCAACACCGAGCUGCAGAAGCAGACAGAGGCGGCUGCGUACCUGUCCUUCCAGCUGCAUUCAGCCAAGCAGAAACUCCAUCAGCAGAGGCAGCAGCAGCAGCACAGGAGGCCUGCCCAGUCUGGUGUGGACAAGCCUCCCAUCCACCCUUCGCCUCAGGCCAGUGCCAGCAGCCUGACCACCAUCAAACCCAAACGACGGAGCUCGAGCCGGCCUUCCUCGCACCUCCACACUGAACGCGCCAGGGAGUGUGUGCCGCGCGAGAGGGUGACGGGCCCCGAGGAGCCUAUGGCCAUGCCUGACCCCGCCCUCUUCUUCUACCCCUACAGACACAGAUCCCGGCUCCGCCCACCACACAAACAUGCCCUGCAGGAGGCGGAGGGGGAGGAGUCAGAGGAGCUCGAUCAGGGAGCUUCUGUAAGCAGACUGGCAACAACAGUAGCUAAAGCCACUGCGACCACUGCGUCCACCACAGAGAACAACGCUGAAUGAGCGUUUCUUUUACAGUUCAACCUGCUUGUUUUUAUGAUAUUUCAACCUUAAUUGCACCUUGAGCCCCUUGGGAGAACCAGUGGCAGAAAUGUUUAUAUUUGCAAUACAGUUUGCUUUUUUUACAGUUUGCACAUGCAGUGAUUAUUAGACCGAGGAGAGAUUUUUGCUUACGUUCUUGUUGAACCAAAAUCGACUCGUGUUUAUGUUGCUGUAAAGCAUUUUUGUAAUCAAAAAUGACCCUGAGGGCCUCAAUACAUGAACAUGAAGUGCUUCAUAAGGCCUGUUUUAUGCGUCCUGUAUCUGUGGUGUGGAGCUUGUUCUCUGGCUAUAUUAACAGGUUACAGCAUUCACACUGACAUUUGUACUGAAUGAAGGUAUAAAUGCAAUUUAGUUUAGAUCCGGAUUCGAAACAUGUUCAUGCCAGAUCACACAGCACAAAACACAUUUAAAAUGCAGGAUAAAUAUAUUUAUUGACACAAUAUUUAGCAGUAUAGGCAUUUAUAAAACAGCAUAAUAAUGUUUUUUUUUCUUUUUUUGUAUAAAAGAUAUCUGGCAUUGUUUAUGUUCAGUAAAUCUGAAUCAGAACAGCUACACUUCAAAGGUGUUUUGGCUUCAUGCUAAUUACCAUUUGGAUGUAAAUGCAGUCACAUCUUCAUUUAAAGUAAUAAUACUCAGUUGCAGACUACCAAUAACCAUUUCAAAUGUUUUAGGCUUUAUUAAAAGAAAAAUGCAAUGUAGUAACUCAGAAAUCACUUUUCGAGCUGCCGAAGUGCUGUCAGUGUGAAAUCACGACACUGCUGUUUACUUGCUGCAGACUCAAGAUGUGCAUAACAGGCUGAAGUCAGUGUCCUUGUGAGCUUGUUACUGCUUGAACUUGAGUCUUUGUUCAGCUGUUGUUGUUUUUUUUUAAAUCUGUGUGCCCUUUUUGUGAAAUAGCUCAUCAGAUAUUUCUGAAUGAUCAGGUUGUCUGUCUGGUGUCACCACAAGUGCACUCUUUCAGCCCUCCAGAUGCGAUGGAGAUUUUAUCACCUAAAUACUCGUUUAAUCAGAUAGAGAAAUCCUAUGUGAAUGAGAUCUAUACAGCCUGAAUCAGCUUUAUCUGCUGUAUAGUGUGUUUAUGUGUGGGCUUGUUGAUUAGAAGAGAGUGGGCUCAAGGGUCAACGCGCCAUUGUUCUGCCAUCAAUUAAAUGAGCCAGUGAUGCCCAAAGGACUGAUUAGUUUUAAGCUGCUUAUGCUGUAAUGUUUUAUUCUGAUGUUGCAGAUAACAUGUUUGCAUAUGUGCCAUUAGAAUCAGAAUGCUGUUUGUUUUAUAAUUCUGUGUGGCCAGGUAUGUGUGCAUAUACCAGGAGCUAUGGUGAUUUGAUGACUAAUAGCAAUGUGAUACAUAUCGCAAACAUAUUAAGUGUUUGUAUCGCAAAAGCUUGUAAAUUCAUAAUAUGCAAGAUUAGAAGUGGUGUGGCACAAAUCAAGGCUUAACUCCUGGUCUUUGAUGUGUAACUAAGAGAGGGUUAGUCCAUGGAAAUGGAUUGGAUGGGAGUGAAAGGCAACAUUACCUUUCUUGACAACUAACAGACAAGUUUAAAGGAUAGUUCUCUCAAAAAUGAAAAUGUGCUGAUAUUGUUCUCAAACUCAGG